Oncorhynchus mykiss (rainbow trout) is the source of this 981-nucleotide messenger RNA. Its product is annotated as VHSV-induced protein-6. The record is from RefSeq and is marked provisional. NCBI's taxonomy places the organism in Eukaryota, Metazoa, Chordata, Actinopteri, Salmoniformes, Salmonidae. Gene Ontology annotation, biological process: regulation of autophagy. Gene Ontology annotation, cellular component: lysosome.
ACGGUAUAGUUUUCAGUGAGGGAUGUCACUUUUUAGGUGGCCGAUUAGCCAAAUUAUAAUCCUACUUCAAAUCUCAACUCUGAGGAAUAUUGACAGAGGGAUUUUACCUGUCAGUAUUCUGCAACGUAUUUAUUCUUUAUUUUAUUGCACUUAGUUCGGUCUGUCUGCGUGGUAACUUUUCCUUAUUGCUGACAAAAUGCUUUGGUUCAUGGAGGGAAUAUGCUUUUUACCAAUUUCUUUGGUAAUCAUGUCAUCUAGCACGUUUAUUGUUUCCUACCUAAUUGCAUUGUUCGAGCAUGAUGUGGAUGUUAUCUUCCCGUAUAUAAGUGACACUGGGGCUGAACCCCCAGAGAGCUGUGUCUUUGGCUUGAUGACCGUCAUCACUGCAUUUGCAGGUAUGGCCACCAUGUAUGCCAGAUACAAGUUUGUGGAGAAGCUCAAUGAGAAGGCGGGUGGUGUGCCCCCAGCACUGAACCAGGCUGCUUUCUGGAUUGGAAUGCUUUCUUGUUUGGGGAUGUGUUUUGUCGCUACCUUCCAGGAGACAACGAUUACGGCAGUUCAUGAUGCAGGUGCAAUACUCUUCUUCGUUUCUGGUGUGUUGUACACCAUCCUCCAGUCCAUCAUAUCCUAUAAGGCCUUCCCCUAUGGAUGUUCCUUGGCCUUGUGUCGUGUGCGCACAGGAAUGGCAACCAUAGCCUUCCUGGCAGUUUUCCCCACUGUUGUCUGUGCUAUCUUUGUGACACAAACCACACUGCAUAGAAAAACAGAAGACGAGGACAAUGUGUUCCAUCUGGUGAGUGCUGUGAGUGAGUGGAUCGUGGCCUUCAGCUUCAUCUUGUUCUUCUUCACCUACAUCCACGACUUUAAAAAGUUUACUCUGAAGCUGAGAACACAGUUUGUGGACUAUUCCUGAUGAAGCAUUGAUUUGAACCUUUUAAUCUGAAUAUUUACAAAAUAAAGUGUAUUUUUUUUCCUACUUUU